GUGAUGCGAUUACAUAGCCUCUCCUUUCCAAGUGUCAACCUCGCCCACUCAUGGUGGCCCCUGUUAUCGCAAAAGAGGCACUGGCGAAAACGUUAAUUCACAAUGGCAUGCAGUUUAUAAACAAAUACCAAAUACCAUCGUAUCGUACCAGAAAGCAAAUUCCCAAUCAUGGCCCAAGUAUAAGGUCCCCCUUCCAGGCCAGCUGACUACCAAUGCAGGAUAUAUGCAAAAUCCCGAGACGACGAUUUCUGAUUACAUUACAAUGGGUCAGGACUGGCAGCAUGACUUCAUUAAAAUAAAAAAUCGCGGAGCGAAUUAAUCUAAAAACAGCUGUUAUUUUACCAGAUCAAAUGUCAAAAUUCAUGCUUGAGGCGAAAAAAAAUAUUUUCGCCUUGACAGAAGAAUUUUGUGGCGAAUAUGUUUCUUGUCAUUUUUUGUAUGUAUAACACAUGGUAGAAAAAUACAGGUAGACGCAUCGACGCAGCUGCUGGGACAAUGAACCGUCAAACCGAUUUUGAAAUUAAAAAUGUUAAACGAAAAAUUGUUGAUAUUUGUAAAAAUUGCAUGCCAUAACAACCUCCAGUUUGCGUCGUAUUAGAAAACGUAAAAAAAUCUACUUAUUUUUGACAAAACAUUUUAACAAUUUUGACAUAUCAAUGUUCCCAAACAAGCAAUCAAUUUGUCAUCUGUCAUCAUGUGUAAUAAAUAAUAAGUCGAGCCCAAAAGCACAGACAAAAUAGAUGCAUAUGUAUUUUGUUAUGCGCUUGGAAAAGAUUUUUCUUUGGUGAACAAUAAACUCAAUAGCUCAGAUUGGGAAAAUAAAAGAAUAAAAAAGAUUGGAAUUAUAUACAAAAAUAGCUAUAUUAUCAGUGUGUGUUCAAUACGUUUGUGAUUUUUGAAAUAAAAUAAAAAAGAAUUUACCAAAACAGAAUUAAUAGAAAUGACAUUAUUGCAAAAACUGAAAGAUCAAGGCUGGUACUUGACACAGGAAGGCCUAAAAAAGCUGACCACUGAUGUACAAACGGAAGAUGUGCAGAAAAUUAUUAAGGCUGCCUUGGAUUGGGAUCUCAAGGAGAUUGGCGGAGGUGCCAUACCCACCAAACCGGAAAGCAAUGGCAACAUUCCGGGACGUAUUGUCUUGCAAAUGCAAAAAAUGCGCAACAUAUCGGCGCCAAAGGCAAAUGAAGAGUCCACGGCGGCACCUAGAUUUUUGCAACUGGAAUUGACGGAUGGCACCAACUCAAUUUUAGCCCUGGAAUUGGAGCGCAUACCAAAUCUAAACUUAAAGAUACCACCUGGAACCAAACUCUACUUCAAGGCUGAAAAACUACAAUUAAUGCAAGGGCUGUUAGUGCUUAAGGAAGCCGAGGUGCAAAUACUCGGCGGCAAUGUGGAGCAUAUGGUGGAAAAGUGGGAGAUAGCCCGGCAAAUGCAAAAAUAUGCUCGCAGUAAUCGUAGGUUAUCGGGAUCGGGUGGACCACCACCAUGGAUAGAUUUUGGCAAACGUUUGGAUGCCCAUCGAGAUGCACUGCCGCAGGAUAGAAACUUCAAGAGCUUGCAAGCUGCCAAUGAAAAGGACAAAAAUUCCAAAGAAAACGAUGAAUUCACUGCUUCACGUACUCAGGCAAUUGCAGAGGCUGCCAAAGCUGGUCAAAAGAAAGUUUUCGGUGGUGGCCAACAAAAUAUUCUCGAUCACAACGUUAAAAAGAUACUGGAAAAGGGCUAUUCGGAGGAGGAUGCUAAAUAUGCCCUCAAAGCAACCAACAAUAAUCUCGAGAGAGCUUUAUACAACCUCAAAAGACGAAAUAAAGGGGCAACUGAAAGUACCACUAAAGCGGCAACAACUACAGUUGGCAAUCAACGUGGCCGGGGAUCGGCCAAGGAUGAAAUUGCUCCCGCAUCCAAGCCUCAAACUAAUGUUUCGCUAUUUGACUUCUUAACAGACAAAUUGCCAGCGACGGUAACUACUGAAGCACCACCACCUCAAGCAGCCAGCAACAGUUCACAGAAUAACAGAAAUCCCAAGGAGCUUAAUAAAGGCAAAAGCAACGAUAGCAACGCAAAGCCACAAUCGAACACUUCGGGUAACAAGUUUGAAAAUAAUAUGUCCUCAAGUUUUGCGGCCAACAGAAUUAAACCCGAAGAAAAGUUCACACCGUCUCAAAACCAACAGUCCCAGCGUUCAAACUAUAAUCAAAGGGACGAACGCAGAUCCAACCCACCUAAUAAACAAGGAAACCGAGGUAAUGAGCGAGGUGGCCGUAGCAAUGUUCAAAAUAAUGAAAGAACUUCGAACAGUCAGUCGGCACCGAGUAAUGAAAUGAAAGCUCCACCACCAUCAAAUAAUGUUAACAGCAGUACCAGCACCAGCAACGGCAACGGCAAUACCAACAACAACAACAAUGCAUCUCAAAAUACAAACUAUCGUACCAACUCAAGUAGAAGAAAUGAUCGAAAUGAAAGACCACCAGCGCCACGCAAGGAUCAAAGAGAUCAAACAGCAAGACCAACUGGAAACUCUGGAGGCAACUACCAAGGCAAUAGACGUAGCCAGGAAUAUAGGACAAAUGAUAGCAGGCCUUAUCAGCAACGUGAUAACAAUAACCGCAAUACAAGCGAAAGCAAGAGCGCCAGCAAUUACCAAUCAAAUCAGCAGAACCAACCUCCCAAGACCAGCAAUGCGGACGUUGAUAAACUGGUAGAAAGUACUGCAAAGUUAACAAUACAAAACAAGAAAGAAACUUCUUACAACAGUUCGCAAAACCGCGGAGGAAGACAUCAGUAUGCGUCUACAAGAUCAACAAAUGUCUCAUCCAACAGUUCACAAUCAAAAUCCGGUGGUGGUAAUCAAGGACAGCAGGGGGGUGCACAGUUUAUUGGUUCUCUAAAUUUCACCAACAAGAUUACCCAAAACUCAUCGCCACAAGUGGCGGCUAAUCAACAACACCAGCCUCAACCACAACCAAGUUAUGUCUCGCAGUUGCCCAAUGGAUUUGCAUAUGACCCGAGUAAGAUUAUGGGUUUUCAAUCUAAGGAGGCCAAUGAAUAUGCCAUGAAUCUGUUGAAGAGCCAGGGACUGUUGCCCCAGCAAUCUCCCGUUGCCGGACCACAAGCUGCAGCCCAGGCAACGCAAGUGCCACCACCCACUCAACCACAACUUCUUGCCAAUCCACAGGCAGCGCCCGCAGUAACUUAUAUGACACCAAGUCCCAACAGUGGUUUUGUGGCAGCACCACCACCACCACAACAAGGUCCCAUACCUCAGUAUGGAAUGCUGCCGCAGGGUGGCGGCUGGAACUGGAACGUUGGUGAUUUAUGUCUGGCCAAAUACUGGGAAGAUGGAAAUUACUACGAUGCCAAGAUUACAGCAGUUUCAGAAAACACGUGUGUUGUAUUUUUUCUGGGCUAUGGUAACCACGAAGAAGUUGUUAAAACCGAUUGUUUGCCAUUGGGAGACGAAUCACACUAUCCGAUCAAUGCCUUUCAAGGUGGACCUCCGCCAACAGCAGUUCAUGCUCCCAUGCAACAAAUUCCAGCAACAUUUUUGGCAGCCAACAGUGCUGCUGGCAAUGGUGGCAUUGGCGGUGGUGGUGGUAAUCAACGUUAUCGUGGAGAACGUCAAAUGUACGUUCCACCGCCGAAACGAGGCGCCAACAACAAUUGACAUUUAAUGUCAAGCCAUGUCCACCCUUCUUCGGUACCAGCUAAUCCCACACAAACUCAAUAUCAUCCAAAUACUCAACAACAGCAGCAACACCUUCAGCCAAAUCAACCGCCAUAUUUCUACAGUUUGAAGUGAAGUGUGUUUUCGAUUCGGCAACAACAGCAGCAUUAAUUAAGCAUGAAAGAAAAUGCAUUGUAGCAUUUAAGGUUUUCUUUAACAAUAACAACAACAGUAUAAAGUUAGAUUUUUACAUUACAACAACUUAAGUAGAAAAUAUAUGAAUGAGAAUCAUCAGAAGUUUAUAACAAUUUUAAGACGAUAAACAAGAACAUAAACAAAAAACAACAGCAACCAAAAACAAAAAUAUUAUAUGGAAAUGAUAUUGAAUAUUUGUAAAUGUUUAAAAGAACAAUAAAAACAAACUAAAUAGAAA
Musca domestica (house fly) is the source of this 4097-nucleotide messenger RNA. It is a transcript of the gene Tdrd3, whose product is annotated as tudor domain-containing protein 3. Gene Ontology annotation, biological process: mRNA processing. The transcript has 5 exons. NCBI's taxonomy places the organism in Eukaryota, Metazoa, Arthropoda, Insecta, Diptera, Muscidae. Gene Ontology annotation, molecular function: protein binding; RNA binding. Gene Ontology annotation, cellular component: nucleus; cytoplasm. The record is from RefSeq and is a predicted model, not a curated record. The coding region runs from base 941 to 3664 and encodes 907 amino acids.